Messenger RNA from Amorphotheca resinae ATCC 22711, 1561 nucleotides. RefSeq lists its product as hypothetical. The record is from RefSeq and is a predicted model, not a curated record. Lineage: Eukaryota; Fungi; Ascomycota; Leotiomycetes; Helotiales; Amorphothecaceae. The coding region runs from base 155 to 1378 and encodes 407 amino acids. The transcript has 5 exons.
GCCCUGCGUCCGUAAUCGAAUAAAAAUAAUCAGAUUUUGACAUCUUCGGUCUUGUCUGUCUUGACACUCGCUGCAUCCCAUCUCUCUGCGGAAACCCCACCUUGUCGUCGUUGGUAGGAUAGUGCAGUAGGAGAAGAAGAAGAAGAAGAAGAAGAUGCAGCGACGCGGCGGCGAUGAUGAAGAAGAUGUCGAGCUCGGCGAGCUGGAGAACGCGGCUUUCCUGCCGCGCGGUACUGCAGAGGUGGAGCGUCAGGCGGCGGGAGGGGGGAUCCUGAAAUGGGUGAGAGGGUUCGUGGCGGGUUUGUCGAGGAUUAGGCUGAUGCUCCUGGUGCUGAGCAUCUUCAUCACGAUCCUGGUCUGGCUUGGUUUUCUGAACGCGGAUUCUGUGCCCGCGGCGGUGCCUCCGGAAUCUCAAGCGCUGGCGGACGAGCUGGCGGCGAGCUUGAAGGACACGGCGAUUCCGGCGUUUGUGCUUACUUAUGCGCCCUUGGUCUUCCUGGAUAAGAAAGAUGCCUUCCAUCCCAGUGAUCUCGCAGCGCAUAUCGCGCACACGCACCCCGAGGUGAAUUUCACGCGCGUGCGAGACGUGCCGGACCCGCUCACGCUGGGAAACCUAGAUGUGCUGAAUAGCGUGAAUCGCAGCAGCGCGGGCGACAUCUACCUCACAUCGACCGAGGACGUGACGCAGCUGCCGCGAUUCCUGCGGGGGAGGAAACCGGACGCCAAGACGUUAAGGACGGAGAAGGCGGUUAGUUGCGCGGUGGUCGUGGUCGAGAAGGGGGACGGCGUCGUGGAUGCUUUUUAUAUGUAUUUUUAUACUUUUAAUAGGGGCCCGAGUGUGUAUGGACAUGUGAUUGGUGAUCAUUUGGGGGACUGGGAGCACAACAUGAUCCGCUUCAAGGACGGUCACCCCUCAGCUGUCUGGUACUCACAACAUGAGUACGGCGCAGCCUAUACCUACGCCACGGUCCCCAAGAUCGGAGUGCGUCCCAUCUCCUUCAGCGCGCGCGGCUCCCACGCCAACUAUGCCACAGCCGGGAAGCACGAUCUCCACUCAUCCAGUGAUGCCAUCCCGGCAAAUCUCGUCUACGAUCAUACAUCACUAGGACCUUUAUGGGACCCGACGUUAGCCGCGUAUUUCUAUACGUAUGAAGUAGAAAGUGGAAAGUUUGAGAGUGUGCUCGGGGAGACGGCUUGGUUGGGGUUUGAGGGCAGAUGGGGUGAUGCUGAGUAUGCUGAUGAGAAAUUGGGUCAGGAGACCUGGCAGGGCUUUCAUAGGUGGACGGCGGGCCCGCAAGGACCGGCUUUCAAGGGCCUGGGGAGAGACCAGGUUUGUUUACCGGGGAGGCAGGAGUGUGUUGUUAGGGAGGAGAUUUGAUUUGAUUUGAUGGGACUUUGCUUUGUGCGGUGUGCUGUGGGCAUCAGAAGAGAAAGCCUUCGGUUUUGUAUAUUAACUAACUUUUGGCUUUUCUUCUUUUUUUGGCUUUUUUUCUUGGGAGGAUAUGCAAACUGUACAUAUAUAGAAAAGAAAGGUAACGAACGGGAUUCAAAUCCUCACGGG